CUCACAUAUACAUUUAAUCACGUGAUUUGAAACCUACGGUGUACUUGAUUAUACAGGUGGACGUUACAGGAUGCCCUUCACAACUCUGAUUUGUGUCCUGUUUGUCUUCUUCAUCAAGUCACAGAUAGAAAGUCUACCCCAGGGCAUUGUAGUCGAUUUUGAUAUAGAGUGCGGAGAAAGUGUAAAUGAUACAGCUAACAUCACAUUUCUGACCGACGUGGAUUACAUCACACCUGUGGCCUUAUGUAAUGGAUCAGAAGUAAUACUGACCCCUAUUGAUGAUUUUCGAUCAACAAUCAAUGCCAGCUACCCAGGAGGACAAGACGUCGGAUGUAUAUUUUUGAGAACUUACGGACCUGGAAUAGAUGUCUACAGCGUGAACAUUGAAGUCGCUCACAACGUAAAUGGUUCUCUUAUUCAAAAUGCUGACGAUGUCUAUUCUUUAACAUGUUCGUUUGGAGAUGAAAUAGAUGGACAUGCUAAUGCAAGGAAAAUCGAUGACAGUCACUUUCCUCCUAAAGCUUUAACUGAUAUAAAAUCAACAAACAUAAGUACUAAUUUGACACUUGAUGUCGUCGACUACAGUGGAGUGUCAUUAACAGGGAAAUUAAUACCACUCGGAAAAACUAUCCGGCUAAAAGGUGAAAUAUCAGCUACAAGUAACGAGACUGCCUUUAGAGCUUUCAGCUGCCAAGCUAUAUCAUACGAUGGAAUUGAGACUUUAAACAUUUUAAUAGGCGGAUGCGGCGAUGGGCUCAUUUUCAAGAAGACUAAUGGUUUUACAACAACAGGAAGUGUUACUUUCAGUCCAUUUUUUAAAGCUUUCAGAAUGCGAGGAAAUCCGUAUAUAAAAUUCCAGUGUCAGUUUACUGCUUGUCAGCAAGAUGGUGGAUGUAAUGGGAGUACCUGUUAUAAAGACGUUCAAAGAUGAUCGGUGAAUGGGAUUGAAAACAAUAAAGUGUAAUGGAAAUUAA
Molecule: messenger RNA, 974 nt
Organism: Mytilus trossulus (common blue mussel)
Lineage: Eukaryota; Metazoa; Mollusca; Bivalvia; Mytilida; Mytilidae
Product: vitelline envelope sperm lysin receptor-like
Exons: 9
Coding region: 71-931 (286 amino acids)
Source: RefSeq, a predicted model, not a curated record